This is a messenger RNA of Puntigrus tetrazona (Sumatra barb), 1965 nucleotides long. RefSeq names its product DEP domain containing 7, paralog b (gene depdc7b). The transcript is spliced from 9 exons. The record is from RefSeq and is a predicted model, not a curated record. The coding region runs from base 230 to 1897 and encodes 555 amino acids. Gene Ontology annotation, biological process: intracellular signal transduction. Lineage: Eukaryota; Metazoa; Chordata; Actinopteri; Cypriniformes; Cyprinidae.
UUAAACUGAACAAUGCAGAUUUAACAGACAGUAUGACAGUGUGCUGCUCCAAAUGUAGCCCCAAUUAUAUAAAGAUGCUUUGCUGCCAUCUAAUGUUGUAUCUAGGUAUUGUGAUUUUGCACUAAUUUUCACUGGUUCGCUGUUAGCCAAUCAUGCUGAGGCCGCUAAUGAGCUGCUGUUGAUUAAUGAGAACGCUUGUGGGUUACAUCUGCUGCGAGGAAACGAAAACAUGGCUUCGGUUCAGGAUAAAGUUGCUGCAUUAAAUAUCAUGGGGAAAUUUUACAGUCCCCUCAACCUACCUCUUGGUAACAUCUGUUUUAUGCUUCAAGAUCACAGAUUAAUCAACAGACCUCAAGAUGUACAAACCAAGGUUGAAAAGACAGAAAUCUGGAGCCACAUCAUCGCUGCUCUACAAGCCCAAGUGAAGGUCAAGAAACGCAGGCAGCAUCUGAAGUCUCACGAUAACUGCUUCUUGGGCUCUGAUGCAGUGGAUGUUAUCCAGGAUUAUCUGACCCAGAAUAGGGUUUUUGGAGAUGCUCAGGUUUCCAGAGCCAUGGUUGCACGCCUGUGCCAGGUGCUCUUGGACUGUAAGGUGUUUGAGGUGGUGGGAACCAAAGUUCUGGGGAAGACCAGUAAACCAGGAGGCUUCCAGGACAGCAGCAGCAGCCUCUACAGAUUUCUGAACAUGGCGGAUCCGUCCCUGGAUGUGAUGGAAAUGUCGCUUUUCCCUCCCAGUGAAGAGAGUUUGAUGAACGUCACACCAUGCAGACAGGACUUCUUGUUAUUCUCUCAUAGUACACCUGUGAAACCAGACCAUGCACUGGAUCUUCUCACGGAGAAACUGGACUUGACCGGACUUGUUGGUUCUCCUCCCACUGAAUGUCUUCCUCCUUCUGUGGUCAGAGAGGUAUGGCACGAGCAGACCGUACGGAAGCUGUCUCGGCUGAUAGAUCUCCCCCUGCUGGAGGGCGUGCUCAGCUGCGCGAAGAUCGCUUCUCCCCCGUCUCGUGGCAGUAAUAAUGAGCCUGACCUCCUCUACACCAGCAACUACCUCGACCGUGAGGUUCUCAAGGCCUUCAAAGAAUCACAAGUUGAUGUUUGGCUGUCGGCAGCCAUAGACCUGCUGGAUUUCCUUCCGGAUCAGCUUGUGGUGGAGGUGAGCAGAGAGCUGCCCAAGUUCUCCCGUGAGGAAGAGGACGGCCAGAGGAUGGAUGAAUGUAAACUCCUGCUGUUUCGUGUGCUGGACAAACACUACGGACACAUAGAGCGCAAGCCUCUCCUCUGUGACAGCAUGGAAGACGUCUACACCGAGAUCAUGGAACUCCUGAUGAAUGGGAAGCUUGAACGAGCGCUGGAGGUCCUGCAGUUGACUCUGAAGCUGCUGCCUGUGUCUGCUCGCGAGGAACUGAGACGGCUGCUGGAGUUUAUGGCCACAGCUGCAGAUGCUGCGAACGUCCGGCUGCACAAAGAAAUUGAGAAUCGUAUGGUUGUGAAGAAGACGUUCACCAGAGCCGUCAUCCAGAGCAAGAGUCUGACGAGAGGAAAGACGGACCUGCUGAUGCUCUUUAUGCUCGACAACCACCAGGAGAUCUUCAAGAUUCCAGGUUCUCUUCACAAACUGGUCAGUGAGAAACUGGAUGACAUUGUGAAACACAGAGAGACUUCCACAACUGAUACUCUGUUUUGUCAGCGAGUGGCAAGAGAGAUGUACACCCACACCAUAAAGGACUCGACUAAGAAUGAGCUGUACUCUCUCUUGAAAAACAUUGACGAAAACCCAAAAUAUUCCCUGAAAGAGAAGAAACGACUCCUGGCACAGUUUUAUAAGGGCCAUCCAGACAUCUUCAUGCAGUACUUUGGGUCUAGACUGAGCACAUUAAACCUGCUUGAAGUUUAAGUUUUCUUUCUGUAUUUUAAUUUUUUUUUUUAAACGUUUUUAAACCAAAUAAAUAAACAUUUAAUUGU